CGGCCAGCCGAUUCGAAUAGGUAAAUUAAGCGCUUAUAUAAAGGAACGCGAAACGUCUAGAGUUUAGUCCUGUGCCUGCGUGUUCGUGCAUCGUUCGUUGAAGUCUUCUGUAAUAAUGGCAAGAUCGGUUCUUUGCUUUCUAAUGCUGGCUGGCUCGUUGCUGACAGCAGUCAACGCCGGCUGCUCGGUUCAGAGUAACUGCUGGAGUACAGGCUGUACGGUCCAGGUUAACACGGACCCCUGGACUCCCAACGCCGUCGAGAGCUUCACGUUCACGAGCGACUACGCCACCGUUUCGGACGAGAUAUGGAACGCGAUAUUGAUCGAUCAGAAUGGCAAGACGUACACCGUAAAGCUGGCAUCGUACUCGACGAAUCUCUGGGGCUUCAACGUCAGGGGUGUGAGCGAGAUCCCACAGGUAAGCUGCGAGGGGAGCGCACCAAGCACACCGUCGCCAACGACUUCGCAAACCACACCGCAAACCACACCGCAAACGACGCCGAAAACGACGCCGCAAACGACGCCGCAAACCACACCGCAAACGACGCCGCAAACGACGCCGCAAACGACGCCGCAAACCACACCGCAAACGACGCCGCAAACGACGCCGCAAACCACACCGCAAACGACGCCGCAAACGACGCCGCAAACGACGCCGCAAACGACGCUGCAAACCACACCGCAAACGACGCCGCAAACCACACCACAAACGACAUCGCAAACAACACCGGAAACGACACCGCAGGCGUCGAGUACAACGUCGCCCGGCAGCGGUAUCCUGCUUCCGACCGUAAGCCUCCAGUCGAGCUUCAGUCGCAUGAUCGAAUUCAGUAACACCCUCACUACGAUCGUCGACAGCGCCUCUAGCGCCCGAGCCGUCCACAGUAGCGGUGGCGCUGCCGGCGGGGUCGUCUCCGAGGGUCAAGGGUACGGACUUUUCAUCGCCGCCUCCGUCGCUGCCACGACGUCGGCUGGCGAACGCGAUACGGCGCUCAGUUACGCCUUCGAGAUAUUCCGCGGCUGGAAGAGAAUGUGCGAGCUGACGGACCAGAGUAGUUGCCAGGGUGGUGGCUACAUCUGCGAGGGUAACCCCUGCCUGCCCAACUGGAAGUUCGACGACAAUAUCGCGGGAGCGCUUGGCACCGGUGCGGCGGCGGACGGGGACGCGGACGCUAUAUUGGGAAUGAUCAUCAUGGUGGAGACAUCUGCCGGUGAGGUACGUUCGUGGUGGAACGAGAUCGCAAGCUGGGCUUACCAGAGCUGCAAGGCUUUCAUGGAUUUCAACACGAUACUAGAUUUGUCCGGAACGAAGAGGAUUAUGCGACUUGGUAGCUGCUGGGGAGGUUGGGACUGCGCGAAUCCGUCCUACUACGCACCGGCGCACUACCGCGUGUUCAGAGAUUACAUGUUGAAGUACGCCAGCACAUACGCCACGACAAGCGAAGGACUCGAUUACAGCACCAAGUGGAACGACCUCAUCAACAACGUCUACCUCGUCUUAGAAGCCAAUCAGUGUUCUUCGACCGGACUGACGACUAACUGGUUCGUUCCGUCUCAGUCCGACCCAUCUAGCGGUGGCGCCACUGCCUGCUCCGGAAGUGGAACACCGGCGGCCGAGUUCGGCUCCGAGGCUUCGCGCGGCAUUUGGCGAGUCGCUCUCGAUGUCUUCUGGUUCUUGGAGGAAGCUACGCAGGGCGUCGGUGCCGCCACCUACUCGGCGCGCGUCGCCAACCAGGUCAUAUCAAAGAUGAAGACGACCAACAGCAGCUGCCUCUCCACGCACUGCGUCGGCAACCUGGACACGGGAUGCUUCGUCACGUCGAUCCACUCCGGCUGGCUGGACAACGCCUUCAUGUUCGGGCCAAUGUUUUCGUCGCUGCUGCCGCCGCUCGUCGGCGGAGAAGCGGCCGACCAGCAGCGCGUGCUCGACCUCGCAGCUACGAAGGUCGACUCGCAGAGCAUCAGCGAUUACUACAGCGGUAGUUGGACGGCGCUUGCCACGCUCACGCUGUCGGGCGAUCUGGCUGCUCUGAAUCCCCUACUUUCCGGUUUGAUCUAAAUUACGGAAACACCUUAGUGGCUAUAUCAUAUAUCGUAUUGCAUCGGCUUUAUACUAUAUAUAUAUAUUCCUAGCUGCGUAGUAAUACUUAGAUAUUAUGCAACAAAACAGAUCAAGUAAUAAGAAAUCAAUAUAGAGUAUAGUACCUAUAUUUUUGAGUAGUUUUUAUGUAGUAUUUUUGUGCGAGUAAGUGGAGAGAGACUCACUACAUACGUAAUGCAUGCGGUAUGUCAGCGCAUAGAUGUGAAUAAUUUCAGCGUGGGCAACCGCUCUAUAGCUUACGGUAUCUGUUUUUGGAGGGUAACGAGUGGUGGUUUUAGAUACGUGGCACAAAUUCGCUGAAAUGUGAGUGUGUCAGUUGAGUUAAUGGUGUACGGUGCGGAGAGAUACGUGUACCAGCGCGAAGCGUGUAUUCUGUUAAAUGACCAGGCGGCACAGCUAGGUGUAUUAUUAGUGUCAGAGACAUUUAGCACGUCACGUCGUUCUGAGUUAGUAAACUGGAUAGUUGUCACCCGUUAGAUCUGUUGUUGUGUUAUUUCCUGGUUGCCACAUGAUAUCACGGAACUGUCCACCCGUUGUCACAGUAACUAAAAUGUGUAAGAAUCCGAUAUGCUGGCUGAUUUACUAAUAUACCUGAUAUCGAUACAAAGCA
Priapulus caudatus is the source of this 2711-nucleotide messenger RNA. RefSeq lists its product as uncharacterized. The coding region runs from base 116 to 2059 and encodes 647 amino acids. Gene Ontology annotation, molecular function: hydrolase activity, hydrolyzing O-glycosyl compounds. The record is from RefSeq and is a predicted model, not a curated record. Gene Ontology annotation, biological process: carbohydrate metabolic process. Lineage: Eukaryota; Metazoa; Priapulida; Priapulimorpha; Priapulimorphida; Priapulidae. The transcript has 2 exons.